GCAAGAUAAGUAGAUAAAUUAUAUCUAAUAGCAGGUAUGGCUUAUGUGGAAAAUAUUAUGCAUCAGACAACAAGAAAUGAAUAUGGAUACUAACAGUGGUGUCAAUUGUGAACAAAGUGACUCCUCGAGGGCAGAGAUCAAUGUACACAUGGAAACAGUGGGAUACCAUAGAGACCUACCUCCACCAUACACUGUGCAGGAUGUGCAGCCUCAGACAGUUAUCAGGCAAACUAUAAUCAUACAACCUCCACUAAAAGAUGCUCCUAUGUUUUUCCAUUGCAGCAAAUGCUAUAAAAGAGUAUUAACUAAAGUGGAAUACGUAAAUACAAGGAAAACUCACAUGAUGGCUGGUUUCAUCUUCGGAUUUACAUGUUGGUGCCUUUUGUGUUGCUUUGCGUUUAUACCUUAUUUAAUACCAACAUUCAAAAGGGUGAAGCACUAUUGUCCCGAAUGCAACACAUACCUAGGUGAUUAUUCUAAGGUAUAAACUUCCACCCAAAGACUGCUUUAUAAAGCACUUAUUAACACCAUGAGAAGCUGUUAUACUUGUACAAUUUAUGCUCCAAGCUGCACCACUUAGUUGUAUGCUGUAACACAUGUUACAUAAAGAAAUGUUUUUCUGGAAGUUUGUAAUUUACAUGAGAACAGAUGGUAAACAAGAAUGCAACUUUAAUGAACACACUUGAGUACUAGAUUUGCAUGAGAACAGUAAUGUGUAAUGACCAAGAGCCCUCUUAUAAUGCUCUGUUUAAUAGGAAAGUCAUCAGUGGUUAUGAUGCAAGUAAGAUACAAUAUAUACAGAGAUAUAAAACUAACUUUAUCUUAACUGUGUAAAUGUAAGCUGUAAAAUAUAACCAAUAUUACUUAAAA
Cydia pomonella (codling moth) is the source of this 870-nucleotide messenger RNA. Its product is annotated as lipopolysaccharide-induced tumor necrosis factor-alpha factor homolog. NCBI's taxonomy places the organism in Eukaryota, Metazoa, Arthropoda, Insecta, Lepidoptera, Tortricidae. The transcript is spliced from 2 exons. The record is from RefSeq and is a predicted model, not a curated record. Bases 44 to 487 code for a protein of 147 amino acids. Gene Ontology annotation, molecular function: zinc ion binding.